Zootoca vivipara (common lizard) is the source of this 738-nucleotide messenger RNA. RefSeq names its product dpy-30 histone methyltransferase complex regulatory subunit (gene DPY30). The record is from RefSeq and is a predicted model, not a curated record. Lineage: Eukaryota; Metazoa; Chordata; Lepidosauria; Squamata; Lacertidae. Gene Ontology annotation, cellular component: Set1C/COMPASS complex.
CGCGGCGUCCAUCCUCCCCGAGGCAGCCUUGUGGCCGGAGAGCGGGAGCGGGGAAAUGGAUGUCCAGGGGCCGCCUGCUGCCCUCUUGGCGCUUCUGCCGCUCGGGCUCCGGGGGUCCUAUAAUUCUGAGCGUAGCCAGCGCGGGUCCUUCGGAGCCACGAGGGUCGCUUGACAGCGCGGCCUUUAAGAAACGAAAAGCAGGCAGGCAAGCCGGCUGUUGGUAGUCGCGUUCGGGCUGCUCCUCGAUCGGAUGAAGCUUUUCCUUACGGACGCAUAGGCUGCAAUUGCAGGCACGCUUACUCUGGAGUAAUACUACUUCGUAUUUGCUAACUUCCACACAUCAUGGAGACAGAACAGAUUAUGGAGAGCCAGCCACAGGUUCCAGAAAAUCCUCAUGCGGAGUAUGGUCUUACAGAGAACGUAGAGCGAAUAGUGGAAAAUGAGAAAGCAAGUGCAGAGAAAACAUCAAAGCAGAAAGUAGAUCUUCAGUCACUACCUACGCGUGCCUAUCUGGACCAGACAGUUGUGCCUAUCUUACUACAAGGUCUUGCAGUACUUGCAAAAGAAAGACCACCAAAUCCUAUUGAAUUCCUUGCAGCAUACCUGUUAAAAAAUAAGGCACAGUUUGAGGACCGAAAUUAAUUUCAUCUUCUGAUGACCAUUUGACUGAUCAGUAUAUAUGCUAAAUAACCAUGAAUCAUUGUCUGAUGUAUAAAUCCUACAAAAACAAAAACAAAA